GAACACAUCACCAGCUCGCCUUUAGAGAGGUGACUUUAAAACAGAUGUAGUUAACUUUAAAUUUCUUAUUCUGUCCUAACAAGCAGGUGAACGAACAUGAGGGAAUACAGGUGUCAAAGUUUCAAGGGUUUAAUUUUCAGAAAUCCUGCUGUUGUCGACCAGGAUCCACGUGUGGACGAUGGGGAUGAGAAUACUGAGCGUGGUAACUGGACCAGCAAGAAGGAGUACAUUCUCUCUAUGAUCGGAUAUGCUGUUGGUCUGGGAAAUAUCUGGAGAUUUCCGUAUUUGGCAUACAAGAAUGGAGGGGGUGCCUUUCUUAUCCCAUAUUUCGUGAUGUUGGUGGUGGUUGGAAUUCCUCUUUUCUUCUUGGAAAGUGCCUUUGGUCAAUUCUGCAGCCAAGGUCCAGUUAAUGUAUGGAGAGCAGUGCCAUUAAUACAGGGUACUGGUGUUGCCAUGGUUGUGGUGUCUCUAAUAGUGUCUAUUUAUUACAACGUCAUCAUCGCCUACAGCCUGUACUACAUGUUCGCCUCCAUGCAGUGUCCUCUGCCGUGGUCCGGCUGUUCCAGCUGCGAUGGCAGUAACUGCAGCACCACGCCUGAAGUGUCCUGUAAUGUAAGCAGUGUUUUGGUUACCAACUGGACUCAGGAAAACAGCAGCUGCUCUUCGAUACAGACUCCGAGUGAACUGUACUGGGAUAAUGUGGCUUUGCAGAGGUCCGGUGGUCUUGAUGAAACGGGGCCAGUAGUUUGGCACUUGGCUCUCUGUCUGCUGCUGACCUCCAUACUUGUUACUGCUGCGCUCAUCAGAGGCAUCAAAUCAUCAGGCAAAGUUGUGUAUUUCACUGCUACCUUCCCUUACGUGGUGAUUGUGAUCCUGCUGAUCAGAGGUGUGACUCUAGAGGGAGCCAAAGAUGGGAUUGACUUCUACAUUGGUUCUCAGUCCAAUCUGACCAAACUGACUGAAGUUCAGGUGUGGAAAGAUGCAGCAACUCAGAUCUUCUAUUCUCUCUCUAUUGGCUGGGGUGGACUCAUGGCUCUUGCUUCCUAUAACAACUUUCACAACAACGUGUUCAAGGACUCGUUUGUUGUCACCCUUACUAAUGCAGGGACCAGUGUGCUUGCAGGCUUUGCCAUAUUUUCAAUUUUGGGACAUAUGGCUCACAUCUACAAAACGCCAGUUUCAAAAGUGGUAAAGGAAGGGUUUGGUCUGGCUUUCAUAGCCUAUCCAGAUGCUCUGUCUAAGCUCCCCAUCUCCCCGUUGUGGUCCAUUUUGUUCUUCUUCAUGCUUUUGACUGUUGGUUUGGACUCCCAGUUUGCAGGAAUAGAGGUGAUAACGACCUGCCUGCUCGACGCUUUCCCCACAGUCUUCAAAUCCAAACAUGCCUUAUUAACUGUAACGUUAUGUUCUAUCCUCUACCUCCUGGGUUUACCAUGUGUCACAAGGGCAGGAAUAUACUGGGUAACCCUAAUUGACCAGUUUGUUGCCAGCUGGGUGCUGCUAUUUUUGGUGCUUUUGGAGAUUAUUGCCAUCUCCUACAUUUACGGAGGAAACCGUUUUAUCAAAGACAUUGAGAUGAUGAUUGGAAUGAAGACUUCCACAUUUUGGCUGUGGUGGAGAGCAUGUUGGUUCUUCAUCAGCCCCUGCAUCAUAGUGUUCCUCUUGAUCUCGUCUCUGGUUUACUUUGAACCCCCUAACUAUGGAGGAAUCCCGUACCCAGACUGGGGCAUGACUUUAGGCUGGUGCAUGAUUGCAUUUGUCCUGAUGUGGAUCCCUGUUGUUGCUGGGUAUAAGCUGAUAAAAGCAAAGGGAAACCCCUGGAAGCGUCUGAAGUCACUGUGCUCGCCAUCUGAGGAAUGGCAUCCCUAUUUGGACGUCCAUCGAGGGGAGCGUUACUCAGAAGAACGCUGCCACCGUAGGAACAACAGCAAAAAUAAAGCAGAAGUUAAUCUGAAUGUAAUCUCCAGUUCGUGGCUAUAAUGAGGCUUCUCCUGUGUUUGCUCUAUGAAUACCUUGUUUUGAACGUUCUGAAAGUUAAGUCAUUUUUGACCUCUGGGAGGCAGAAAGCAGCCCGAAUAUAAACUCACAGCAGACUGCACAGAACUUACAUGUUAACUUCCUGAAACCUGAGCGCUCUUUGGGAUGUAUUUUUAAUUUCUACAGUCUGUUUGGUAAUAGUUGGAUCAGCAUUAUCUUUGAAAAGAAAAAAAAGAAAAGAAAAACUAUGUCCUUCGACAGGGAGAAUGGGUUUAUUUAAGAGCACAAUGCAAUCAAGUCAACAUUGCAAACAAAGUAUGAACACUUUACUGAGCAGAAUGCAUAACAGCUGAGAUCUAAUGUUCCCAAAUGAGGAUGUGGACUCUUCUUACUAUCUAAACAUGUCUUCUUUCUUCUUUUAGGAGAAAUGUCUGGGUCUUCUCCCCUGUCUUUAUGACCUAUUGUAUAUACUACUGUAUAUGUCCUGCUCAGUGCUGGUCAAGUUACUCGAAAAAAGUAAUCAGUUACUAAUUACUGAUUACUUCCCCGAAAAAGUAAUCCCGUUACUUUACUGAUUACUUAUUUUCAAAAGUAAUUAAUUACUUAGUUACUUAGUUACUUAUUAAAAAGACGA
This is a messenger RNA of Oreochromis niloticus (Nile tilapia), 2608 nucleotides long. It is a transcript of the gene slc6a14, whose product is annotated as solute carrier family 6 member 14. The record is from RefSeq and is a predicted model, not a curated record. Bases 97 to 1977 code for a protein of 626 amino acids. Gene Ontology annotation, cellular component: plasma membrane. Gene Ontology annotation, molecular function: alanine transmembrane transporter activity; neutral, basic amino acid:sodium:chloride symporter activity; (R)-carnitine transmembrane transporter activity. Lineage: Eukaryota; Metazoa; Chordata; Actinopteri; Cichliformes; Cichlidae. Gene Ontology annotation, biological process: amino acid import across plasma membrane; sodium ion transmembrane transport; (R)-carnitine transmembrane transport. The transcript has 15 exons.